AUGGCCCUCCAGAGGACAGGAUGGAGUGUUAACAAGCUUCUACAUUUUCAGGUUGGCCAAGGGUGUUCUACCUCCCUCUGUGUUGGAGACUGGCUAACUUUGGGGGAAGCUAGGGGUGCAGGGGGAGCUUUCAUUGCCCUGCCUCCACACUGCUGGCCAUCACCUUUUUACAAGCACCCUGAGAAGCCCGCUCACCAAUGGUUGCCAGCAGCCGAUGUGAACCUGUCUGAAUCUGGGGAGGUUGAGGCGCUGGCUGAAGCCCAGAGUGGAGGUCUGCCAACAGCCGAAGGUUACUUUCUGGAGUUUUUGGAGCCGCUGAACAAUAUCACAAUAGUACAGGGUCAGACGGCGACGCUACAUUGUAAGGUGGCUGGCCACCCACGGCCCAGCAUCCGCUGGUUGAAGAACGACGCGCCCGUGGUACAGGAACAGGGUCGCAUCUCCAUACGGAGGACAGAGGCUGGAUCCAAGCUCCGUAUUCAGGAUUUGGACACCACCGACACAGGCUACUACCAGUGUGUGGCAUCCAAUGCUGUCAAAGUCAUCUCGGCCACCGGCGUGCUCUAUGUCCGACUAGGACAGUCUCCAACCCAUGGCCCAGAUGACCCGACACAUGAGAACGGCUUUUGCCAGCCAUACCGUGGCAUCGCUUGUGCCCGCUUCAUUGGCAACAGAAGUAUAUAUGUGGAGUCUCUGCAAAUGCAGGGUGAGAGCGAAAAUCGUAUCACAGCUGCCUUCACUAUGAUCGGAACAUCCACGCAGCUGUCAGAUCAGUGCUCCCAGUUUGCCAUCCCAUCCUUCUGCCACUAUGUCUUCCCCCUGUGUGAUGAGGGGGCCAGAGGCCCACGUCGGCGCCAGCUUUGCCGGGACGAGUGUGAGGCGCUGGAGAACGACCUGUGCCAUGCUGAGUACACCAUUGCUCGCUCCAACCCCCUUAUCCUCAUGCAGCUGGAACUGCCUGCAUGCCACCUCCUGCCACACCCUGGCUCCCCUGAGGCUGCCAGCUGCAUGCGUAUUGGUGUGCCUAUUGACCGACUAGAGACAUAUCAUAGCUGUUACAAUGGUAGUGGGGCGAACUACAGGGGCACAGUUAGUGUCACCAAAUCAGGUUACCAGUGCCAGCCCUGGACUGCCCAGUUUCCCCACAACCAUUACCUGACACCCAUGGAGUACCCAGAGCUCAGAGGUGGGCACAAUUUCUGCAGGAACCCUGGUGGACAAAUGGAGGCUCCUUGGUGCUUCACCCUUGACCCUCAUGUUAGAGUUGAUCUCUGUGACAUCAGGCCCUGCAAACCACCAGAGAAUGUGAAAAAGGAGAUUUUAUACAUUUUGAUACCUAGUAUCGCCAUUCCUCUGGUCAUAGCCUGCCUCUUCUUCCUGGUCUGCAUGUGCCGGAACAAACAGAAGGAAUCCUCAGAUACUCCCCCUCGCCGACAGCUCACAGCAUCUCCCAGUCAGGACAUGGAGUUGCCAUUACUCAACCAGCACAAGCAUCAGACAAAGCUCAGAGAGGUCAACCUCUCUGCUGUGCGCUUCAUGGAAGAGCUUGGGGAAGACCGCUUUGGAAAGGUCUACAAGGGUCACCUUUAUGGCACAGCCCCUGGAGAACAAACGCAGGUAGUGGCUAUAAAAACUGUGAAGGACAAGGACGAUGGAACCCUGCGUGAGGAGUUCCGCCAUGAGGCCAUGCUCCGCUCCCGCCUGCAACACCCCAACAUUGUCUGUCUGCUGGGUGUGGUUACCAAGGAACAGCCAAUCAGCAUGAUUUUCAGUUACUCUGGGCAUGGAGACCUUCAUGAAUUCCUGGUGAUGCGCUCCCCUCACUCAGACGUGGGUAGCUCUGAUGAUGACAAGACAGUCAAGUCUGCUCUGGAGCAGGCUGACUUCCUGCACAUUGUCACACAGAUUGCAGCUGGGAUGGAAUACCUCUCCAGCCACCAUGUGGUGCAUAAGGACCUGGCCACACGUAACAUCCUGGUGUGUGACAAGCUCAAUGUGAAGAUCUUGGACCUUGGUCUUUUCAGAGAGGUCUACUCAGCUGACUAUUACAAGCUGAUGGGCAGCAGCCCCUUCCCUAUCCGCUGGAUGUCUCCAGAGGCCAUCAUGUAUGGUAAGUUCUCAACAGACUCAGACAUCUGGUCAUAUGGUGUGGUACUGUGGGAGAUCUUCAGCUAUGGCCUGCAACCCUACUGUGGCUACUCCAACCAGGAUGUGAUUGAGAUGGUGCGAGGCAGGCAAGUGCUGUCUUGUCCUGAUGACUGCCCAGCCUGGAUCUACUCACUCAUGCUGGAAUGCUGGAGUGAGUUCCCAGCACGUCGACCUCGCUUCAAGGAUAUACAUGCACGUCUGCGCACAUGGGAGAGCCUGUCCAACUACAACAGCUCUGCUCAGACCUCUGGAACAAGUAACACCACCCAGACCAGCUCUCUCAGUACUAGCCCAGUCAGUAAUAUCAGUGCUACUCGUUACGUCAGCCCCAAAAAGGCCUCACCCUUCCCUCAGUCCCAGUUCAUCCCCAUGAAAGGUCAAAUCCGGCCCAUGGUACCGCCACAACUCUAUAUCCCUGUCAAUGGCUACCAACCAAUGCCAGCUUAUCCCUACCUCCAGAACUUCUACCCCAUGCAGAUCCCCAUGCAGAUGCCCCCACAGCAAAUGCACCCACAGAUGGUGGCCAAAGCUGGCUCACACCACAGUGGCAGUGGCUCCACUAGCACAGGCUAUGUCACCACAGCACCCUCCAAUGCAUCUGGCACUGAGCGGGCAGCCCUGCUGAAUGAGGAAUCCAAAGCAGCUGAGGAGGACUUGGCAGAUGGGUCAUCCCAGAAAGGCCUGCACAGUGAGGACCCGUCUGUCCCAGAGACGGAGCUGCUGGGAGACAACGACAUUCUGCAGUCAGAGGACAAUGAAAUUCAUUCAGAAGCAUAG
This is a messenger RNA of Chanos chanos (milkfish), 2925 nucleotides long. It is a transcript of the gene ror2, whose product is annotated as receptor tyrosine kinase-like orphan receptor 2. Gene Ontology annotation, cellular component: plasma membrane; signaling receptor complex. Gene Ontology annotation, biological process: multicellular organism development; protein phosphorylation; cell surface receptor protein tyrosine kinase signaling pathway. The coding region runs from base 1 to 2925 and encodes 974 amino acids. The transcript has 9 exons. The record is from RefSeq and is a predicted model, not a curated record. Gene Ontology annotation, molecular function: transmembrane receptor protein tyrosine kinase activity; ATP binding; Wnt-protein binding. Lineage: Eukaryota; Metazoa; Chordata; Actinopteri; Gonorynchiformes; Chanidae.